AUACCCCAAAAAUCCCUAACUCUACUGCCCCAGUGACGGACGAUUCGCCUGCGAUGUAACAGUGAAGUAAUAUAAAUUCAUCGCUAUUACCUAACUUUUAUUUACUCUUUUCUUUCCCGCAUCUUCUACUCGCUUCCAAGCCCAAGGAGGCACAAAACAACCACUAAGUUAAGCUUAUGUUUUCCAAGCUCGCGCGAGCGCCAGUUGUGAUAGAAAGUGAAAAUAAAGUAAUAUACAAACCCGCGAGAGCCAUUUUUCUGCAUCAACCUCACCAGACGCACCGUACAGAAAGUCCCACCAUAUGCCAGUUUACGAAUGUAACAGUGAAGUAACAACGCAAAACCCGUAUAACAGAUAAGCAAAAGCGAAAACGCCGGUCGGAGCGGGCUGAGAGUGAAAAGAGGUAAAAAUCCUCGAAGCAGACGGCGCAGUUGUGUUGUGCUUGUGAGCAUUCCGAAAGAAAGUGAAAAGAGAUGAUGAUGUCGUGAAGAGAGGAGUAAUGCAAUAGCGUGUGAUAUGCAAAGUGUAACUUCGACGACGCGAAUUACUUCUUGAUCAAGUGAUAAUCCUAAAUCGAGUCUUAAACAACACAUUAGCAAACCGGCAAACUUGAACUGCUGCAUCUUCGGAGCACGUCCGCUUCGACAUUGUCAUCUGAUUGAGUUGUGAUCAGUUGACUUUGACGCAAUUCUGCAACACGACGAAGCACUGCAUUGCGCCAACAACGUCAGCGUGUAUCCUCGGCGAUUUUAUCGGUUUCCUCCAAAGUAGACGGCUGAGUGAGGUGUUCAAUCUGAAAAGUAAACCGUUUUACCUUUGUGAAGUGGAAUAACAGUUCUAGAGGCUGAGAAUAAAUACCGAACUGAAGGGUUCGAGCGCCGUGGAAAAUUGCAGGUGCAGAGUGAGCAGUUCCAGUUACCGAGCGAAAUAAUUAAAACAAAAAACCAGGAGUAUCGUCACAAUCGUGGGCUAGCGAAAAUUGCAUCCAACUCGAUAAUCCUGGCAGAUCAUCUGCUAUAAAACUGUUGCCGCCGUCGUGAAUCCCGACCUUCCCUUACGAUGAAGGGUUGGUUCGAUGCCUUUCGAGACGAUGGAGCUCCCACGUUGUACUCGUUCUCGAACCGAACCCCGGUCACAGGCGAUGUUUCAAUUGUGGCCGUUUGUGUCAUGUUUGCCACAAUCUAUCUGGCAUUUCUGGUCAUCUUUCCCGGUGUACGAAAACAGAAAUUCACAACUUUUACCACCGUUACGCUUAGCCUAUUUGUAGGACUAGUCAUUUUAGCUACCCGCCUCGGUUCAGCAUGGCACGUGGCCCAGUCGACAAUCGUCGCACCCUACAAAUCGUUUUCCCGCGAAAAGCUGCCGGCAAAAAUCGGCGCCCAUAUUGGGCUGAUGCACAUAAACAUAACCCUGGUGGCACUUCCGGUUGGAAAUUGGACCCAGCCGGAUAUUGAUUUUAACGAACAGUUCAGCUGGAAUCAAGCCAAUGACAUGGGCAAUUCCUAUCGGAAUGCGCUACAGCGGGGUUUGCCGUAUCCCAUUCUGACUGUGGCAGAGUACUUUAGCCUAGGGCAGGAAGGAUUUUGCUGGGGCGGCCAGUACCGGGCAGCUGGUUACUACGCUAGCAUUCUACUAUGGGCAUCGUUUGCGUCAUGGUUACUGAUGAAUCUACUAUUGGUAGCAGUACCUCGUUACGGAGCCUACACGAUGGCACUCACCGGAGCACUGCUGGUUGGUGCCAGCAUCGGAUAUAACAUGAUGCUUCCGAAACGACCGUUGACAAUCUUCAUCGAGGGAGGACAUAUAAGUUUCCAUCUGGGAUGGUGUUUCUGGCUUGUGCUGGUUGCAGGCAUACUGUGUUUAUCAAUUGGACUGGUUAUAUCCGUUAUUGACCUGGUGUGGCCACACCGUUUUUCGACGAUUCUAGAAGUUUAUUAUGACACCCCUUAUGACCGACACGUGAUAUUGGAAGAAUCUCACGAUGUCCGAUACCGCAAACGUAAUAGCAAAGGUCUAGAAGAUCCCCCUGGUUUAGGAUCACGCAUUCUACGCCGCUUAUCGUCGAAAACUCGCGACCAGAGCAGCGACAAGAUGGGUAUCGAAAACCGUGCCUUCCAGCAUGAAGUUCCUAAGUCACCCUGGCGUUAUCCGUUCCGAAGAAUGCAGCAAACGCCACCGCAGGGUAUCCAGCGGACCGUUUCACAAGAUUCCAACUCCAGUAUUGCAUCUGCCGCCGCCAUGUCUCCGUCACUGCACAAAGUGGCACUAUCCAGAAUGCUACCGAAACCCCCUCUCGAACGAACUCGUGAAAUAUCUAACUGGUGAGCAAAAGUAUUCCGUCAACCAUUGCUCAACCACCAUGAAAAGUUAGCUGCCAAUCCUCAUACACAAAUGUUGAGAACAUAAAUGAUUAACAUCGAAAACACGUGUGCAACUUUACGUGAUGAAUCUCUUGUGAUAUUAAAUCGUAAAAAGCAGAAUUAUAUAGAUUGCAAUAACUUAAACUAACCGAGGGAAGAAAACAGACAACACAGAAAACAUGGAUCACGUUUAACGACUUACUAUACAAAUAGGACAAACAAUUUUAUUUAGAUAGGAGAUAAUUAAUAAGGACACGCAGAAAUGGCUUCGUAUGGAGCAGAUUUUAACUAAGUUUUGCAGUAGUAUUCUAUGAAUUAUUCCAGAUUUUUUUAAAAUUCGACUAUUCGCGUAUAUUCAUGAGCGCAUUUAUGUAGAAGACACAAGAAAUGAGCCAUCAAAACAGCAUAUUGCAUGGAUACCUUAUAAAAUUGCAGAAGAAAGAAACCUAGUGAAGUGUAAGUGAUUCUUGAAUCGUUAAGUAUUAAUAAAGUAAUUGUGCCGUUUACAUGUGGACUAGCUGAGAUUAGGCAUCGAAACAAAUGGAAUUAAAUUCAGAUUUGAUUGUUGCGUCAGUUCUA
Messenger RNA from Sabethes cyaneus, 2939 nucleotides. It is a transcript of the gene mol, whose product is annotated as dual oxidase maturation factor 1. Gene Ontology annotation, biological process: protein transport. NCBI's taxonomy places the organism in Eukaryota, Metazoa, Arthropoda, Insecta, Diptera, Culicidae. Gene Ontology annotation, cellular component: endoplasmic reticulum membrane. The transcript has 11 exons. The record is from RefSeq and is a predicted model, not a curated record. Bases 1060 to 2325 code for a protein of 421 amino acids.